GUAGUUGAACAACAAUGGCGACCUUUUUAACAGUGUAGUAGUGUCAAAUAUAAAAAGUUUUUAAAAACAGUGUCUUUUAAACAGUGAAUUUAAAAUUUAAACUUAUCUUUUUACUCAAAACUGUAGCAAGUUAAUAAUGGAUUCUGAAGAGAGCUCUGAAGAUAGAACAUUUGUAUGUUCUUCAUGUAACAAAGAAUUCAAAACUUUAGUCCUUUUUAAUAGACACAAGAAAACCCAUAAUUCAACCUGUGAAAAGUGCAACAAAACCUUUAAAACCUUCAGUCAGCUAAGGCAACACAAUAAAGAAAAACAUCCCAAGAUUAAAUUUUUCAAAUGUAAAGUGUGUCCUGAUUUAACGUUUAAUCAGGAAAAGGAAUUUUUAGUCCAUCUUCGAAAUACCCAUGAAGGAAAAAUUAUCGAAAGCCAUAUGUGCAAUGUAUGUGGAAGAACUUUUCGUACGAGCUCAGAGUUAACGCUGCACAUUCGAUCGAAAUGUGGAACCGAAAAACAAUUUAUCUGCAAGGAAUGCGGCCAAAAGCUCAUGUCACCUGGAUCACUAUACACUCAUUUAAAACGACAUAAGGGAGAAAAUAGUUUUAUGUGUAGGUUUUGUGCUAAACUAUUUCUCACAUCUGGGCAGUUGAAAGUACACGAAAGAAUUCAUACUCAACAGAAGGAUUUUGUCUGUGAAGUUUGUGGUAAAGGAUUCUGCCAUAGACAAAGUCUAAUUACCCACAUAUCUUUACACACAGGCAUCAAACCCUAUCAAUGUGAAGGAUGUGGUAAAUCAUUCAGCUGCGUUGGCAACUUAUUAAAACACAGACGUACUCAUGCAGAUAGUUGUGGAGCCAUUCCUAUGACUAGUCAUCGAGUUCAAAAUCCUUCCACUAAAAUUAAAGUAAGAAUAAAUACUCCCGCAUCGUCGAAGUUAAAACGUAUGCAGAUGAAAAAGGAACUGGAAGAAAAACUUGCCAAUUUGGAUAAAGAAAUAAAUGAAGAUAGGGAUGAAGAAGUUAAAGAUGAAGAUGUCAAGUCCGAAGAUGAUAGUUCUAGCGAAAAUACCGUUGUACAAAGUAAAGAUGUUUCCAAAUCAGAAGAAGACAAUAACGACGUUAAAAAAGAAUCAUCCAAAGAAUCAUCCGAUGAUGACAUUUUUAAUGACACUGAUAGUGAUUCAGAUUAUUUAGAAGCAGAUGAUGACGAUGAUUUUGAUAUUUUCGAAAAAAAGAAAUCCGUUAAAUCGAAAUCUCGUAAACGUCAAACUAUUUCUAUUCAAGAUGAGGAUGUUGAAAAUUUUAUAAAAAUACGAAAACUAGAAAAGGGAAAAACAGCAAUGUGUAUAUAUUGCAAUAAGGAAUACAGUAAUUUUAAGUGGUUAUUUAAACACGAACAAGAACAUAAGGAAAAUGGUGAUGUUAAAGAGGAAAAUACAGUUGUUUAUACCUGCGAUACUUGUAAUAAAUCUUUCGACACUGAAGUUAAUCUAAAAGAUCACGAGAAAUCGGAACAUCCUAAAGAAUUAGAUAUUUCCUGGUCGUCAUGUCUCCAAACAGGAUUAAAGGAAACAGAAAAGCAAGAUCUCAUACAAAAACAUGCUACGGGUGAUUUUAUUACAAAAUAUUCACUGGAGCUCCAGCAACACGAGGUUAUUAGCAAUAUUCAAAAACAAAUCUGUUGUGGCCUUUCGGCUAUAGAUAGUUAUUUAAAUAAAGUUAGUAAAAAUAAAGAAGAAUCCAAUUCAUUAGAUAUUCUUAAUCUUGUAGAUUCAGCCAAAAUAUUUGCAGAUCUCUAUUACAUUGUUUCCAAGGACGAUGUGGACAGCAAAAGUACUUAGUCUGUGGUGUUUAUGUAUUGUGUUUAUCCUUUUAUUUAUUUAUUUAUUUAUUGUGAUAUAUUAUUUAAAUGUAGUCUAGUGUAAUAUAAAUGUUUUAUAUUUAUUCAUAAUAUAUGCUAUUCAAAAUAUACAAA
Diabrotica virgifera virgifera (western corn rootworm) is the source of this 1968-nucleotide messenger RNA. RefSeq names its product zinc finger protein 85. Gene Ontology annotation, molecular function: RNA polymerase II cis-regulatory region sequence-specific DNA binding; DNA-binding transcription factor activity, RNA polymerase II-specific. The coding region runs from base 137 to 1834 and encodes 565 amino acids. Gene Ontology annotation, cellular component: nucleus. The transcript has 8 exons. Gene Ontology annotation, biological process: regulation of transcription by RNA polymerase II. NCBI's taxonomy places the organism in Eukaryota, Metazoa, Arthropoda, Insecta, Coleoptera, Chrysomelidae. The record is from RefSeq and is a predicted model, not a curated record.